AUGAAGUCCUGUCUCGUGAAAAUAUGCAGACUGUUUUGUUUAGUGUUGACUUUACCCCUGCGUCUAAUGGAGGUCAUGGGACUGUUCAGUUUGUACAAACGCGUAUUUCCCUUGUUGGCAUACAAUAUAACAUUUUCCUACAACGACAAGAUGCACGAAAUAAAGCGUGAGCUUUUCCGAAACGUGGGCAGGUUUGCCAACACCGACGGCACUCUUCGGUUGCUGGAGAUCGGUUGUGGUAGCGGCGCAAAUUUCAAGUUUUACCCGUACGGCUGCACAGUAGUCUGCACAGAUCCCAACCCGCACUUUGAGAAGUAUCUGCAGCGGAGCAUGGACGCGAACGCGCACCUGACGUACGAGAAAUUUGUAGUGGCGCGUGGGGAGGACAUGAAGCAGGUGGAGGAUGAGUCCGUGGACGUGGUGGUUUGCACCUUGGUGCUCUGUUCUGUAAGAAACGCGGUUCAGGUGCUGCACGAGGUGCGACGCAUUCUCAAACCAGUAAGUACAAGACGCUGCUGCGUUCAAGUGCUGUAGGAAAUCUAAUAUUUGUGAGUCCAUAGACUGAGGGUGCGACAGAGGUGUGGCUUGGUAAAGCUGCAAGAAGGAGUGGGCAGGGAUAGGGGCACAAAUAAAAUUCAGAUUUUUUUUUAUAUCUUAAUGAUUUUAAAUUGUUUUAAUUCCUUUUUAAAAUUUGCAAUAGAGGAGAGUGGGGUAAGUUGAGCCACCCCCUGUUGCUUGGAAAUGGUAAAAGAAAUUGAUCAUGUGACCAAAUAUUUAGGAGAUGGGCAUCAAUUCAUGGAGUCUGUGAAGGUUAGAAGCACAUGGGUGAAGGGGUGAGACAUUAAUAUACAAACAAACAUUUUUCACUCCUGAAAGUGAAUUUAGUCUGUCAUAAGUUUUAUUAGAAUUGUGUUCAGACCAAAAAAAGAUCAUUUGAAAUUUGUUUUAUACAUCAAUUGUGGUAUUUAUGAGCUACAACAUGAGGUCAAAAACCUUGCAUAAAAGUCCACCAUUUUAGCUUAGAGGACUAAUAAAGUCAUAAUAGUAGUUCUAGGGUAAGUUGAGUCAGUGGUUCAACCAAGAAAGUAAAAAAGUCUGAUGAGAGGAUCAGAGUUUCAGUUCAGAUUGUUGAAAUGUGUUACUUUUUCUUUUCAAAAAUACAGCUGUGAAUGUUCUGAAUCACUUGAAGACAUUCUCAUGUUAAAAUGACUUUUUACAAAACAGCUUUUAGCAUCUAUAUGCAAUAAUAAUAAAACGAACUAUUGUACCAGUUGAAUAGCGUAUAAUAGAUUAAAAAAUACACAUGAAUGUGAAGAAGUGACUGUUAUUUAGGGAGAGAGAAGGUGAGAGUGGGGGGGUAGUAGGGAUAUGGCUCAACUUACCCCACUCCUAUGGUCAUAAUAGUAGUUCAUAGUAGUAGUUACUAGUAGUUAAUAGUAGUUACUUACCCCAUGUAUGGGGUAAGUUGACCAUAGGAGACCACUUUUUUUGGCAAGCUAUAUUAUCAAGACAGUUCUGUUUACACUCAUUCUGUUUGUUUGCAGGGAUACACAACAUCUUUAAAUAUAUAUACAGAUACACUAGCUUGGCUGGGACAUCCAGUUGCAUGAAUCACCUGCCGGGGAACGGCAAGUGAUUCACGCAACUGAAUGGCCCAGCCAGACUACAGAAACACUAGUUAGAGACAAAACUAUGAUUGCCUUGAUGUAGUGAUCUGAAAUACGAAUAAUGGCUCAUCUUACCCCACUCUCCCCUAUAUUUCCUUUCAUCUGUAAGGCACUUUGAAUUACCUUGUGUAUGAAUGGUGCUAUGCAAAUAAACUUACCUUAACUUACUUGUUUGAAAAAAUGUUUACUUGGCUAACAGGACUAACUCUCACUAUCAGACUCAUUAAAGAGUGGAUGCCUUUAAAAAGUAAAAUACAUGACUUUCAUGGUAGUAGCCCAUCAGUCUGCUUUUUGUUUUGACUGAGUAAUAAAAAACUUACAAAACCUGAUUUGAUUUCAUAAUCUGCUUUCGUUGUCUCUCUGUUUCAGGGUGGGGCCUUCUAUUUUCUGGAACAUGUUGUUUCCGAUCCAGCUGCCUGGACUUACUUACUCCAGCAUGUCCUUGAGCCUUUUUGGUAUUAUCUUGGGGAUGGAUGUACAAUAACAAGGGCGACAUGGAAAGAUCUAGAAGCAGCUGGUUUCUCUGAACUUAACAUCAAACACAUCAAGGCACCAGGGGUGACUCUGGUGAUAAGACCACAUAUAAUGGGAUAUUCAAUUAAAUGACUGAAAGGCCAAACUUUGUGUCCUCUGAAUUGACUUUGACAUUCAUUCAAAGCAGUGGUCCAAAAUAUCGUGUUGAUAAAUGAAAAAAUAUCAGUUAAAUUGGCCGUAAAAACAGACAAAAAUGAUAAGCAUAGUCUGCACCCCAGUGAAGCCUGCAGGACCUUCUGACAUUUUUAUUUGCACUGAACAAAAAUACACCUAUCACCUGUUUUUCAGUGAAAAUAUAUUUAUUUACUUACAGAAUUAGCAACAUUUCAUACACCGUUUUUCUUUUCCCCAACCCCUCCCAAGAUGUACAUAAUAAAUAUUACCUGGACACUGUGCUUUUUUUCCCUGAUUGUCUAAGUAACUGCCAAAAAACAACGAUCAAACACCACUCACUGUCAGCGUUUCUGUUACCCUUUAUAUUCCAUUGCACAAUAGUUAGGAAUGACAGUUGUAACAUCUCCAUUGCAGGGAAAUGAGGAAAUCUGAUGGUUUACAAAAUAUAGAGGAAUUAUUUCUGUGUUGGAAGUGUACAGCCCAAAUCCUGCAGAUGCUGUUAGAUAAAAUAAAAAAAAAAAAUCUACAGCAACAUUUUAAAAACACAUGACAAAAGGGGACAUAAUUAGAAACUGAGACUCCAAGUUAAAGCUCACAAUUUCAAACCUCCCAGUAUUAAAAAUGUACAUAACUAUAAAUGUUAUAGCAUUAGCAUAAUUUUAAAAAAAACAGCAGGUGGAAAAAUUGCCAAUUUCUUGUUUGUUUGUUGAGUAUAUUUCACUGCCAUCACAUGUCACUUUAAUAUCAAACAGUAAAAAAAAAAGAGAGAGAGACAGAUCUCAGCCUGAAAUGAAGUGUUCCCAGAAACCCCGUUCACGUCCCACUGGUUGAGCUGAGACGUUCCCAGAUCACUCACACAUUGUGUAUUAACCUCCGACCUUUACUCAAACAUUUUAUCCUGUCUUAACACAAUAAAGGUCCUUUAAUGUUUUGAGUUCUUCGAUAAGUGUCUUGUUUUGGUUUUCAA
Messenger RNA from Xyrichtys novacula (pearly razorfish), 3282 nucleotides. The record is from the annotation of a GenBank genome assembly. Lineage: Eukaryota; Metazoa; Chordata; Actinopteri; Labriformes; Labridae.